GAGAGGAGGAGGUGCGGAGGUGCCAACGCAUCCCUCGCUCAGGCGCACCAGGGAGACCGACUGCAGACCGGCGAGGCAGGCCCAGGAGGAGCUUAGCGCGCCUUUUCCAGAUCCAGGAACUGAUCGGAGGGCAAAAACAAAAAAAAAACCCCAAAACGGUUUUCUUCUAGGCUUUCUCUGAGAAUCAUUACAGCAGUUCUGAGGAUGUUUCUGCUUGGCUUGCUCUUCUUGCCGGCUCUUCUGGGCAUGGUCUUUUCAGCCCCUGCUUCAGACAGUAAGAAAAAGGAGCAACCGCAGGAGAUACUGCUAAGCUUUCCAAAGGAUGAAACUAGCCUGAAUGAAAUGCUCCAGGAAGUCGAGGAGUUGAUGGAGGAUACUCAGUACAAGCUGACCAAUGCAGUCAAAGAGAUGGAAGCAGAGGAAGAAGGCUCUAAAAAGAUAAUGGGAAUUGAAUUUCAGAAGCUUCCUGCCAAUUACCAUAAUGAAUCCUACACAGAUACAAAAGUUGGAAAUAAAACUAUACACAGACAUCAAGAAAUUGAUAAGGUAACGGAUAACAAAACUGGAUCUACUAGCUAUUCUGAGACUAUUAUUACAUCAAUACAAGAAGACAGAAAGAGAAAUCAUGAGUGCAUUAUAGACGAAGACUGUGAAAUUGGAAAAUACUGUGCAUUCUCUGAUUUGGCGUACAACUGUCACAUUUGCAAACCUCAACACGGACACUGUUCUCGGGAUGUGGAGUGUUGCGGACAACAGCUCUGUGUAUGGGGUGAGUGCAUGCAAGCUGUCUCAAAAGGAGAAAAUGGAACAAUUUGUGAAAAUCAACAUGACUGCAAUCCAGGUUUGUGCUGUGCAUUUACAAAAGAUCUUCUGUUCCCCAUAUGCAGCCCCUUCCCUGGUGAGAGAGAACCUUGCCGUAAUCCUUCAGAUGGGCUUCUCAACCUAAUUACUUGGGAGCUGCAACCAGAUGGAGCUCUUGAUCGGUGCCCAUGUGCUCAUGGGUUGAUUUGUCAGAAACAGAGUUAUAGCAGCGACUCUCUUUGUGAAUUAUCACGGAACAAGACUCAAAGCGAGGACAAAAAACAACUACUAGCAGAUGAAUUAUCACUUCUGGAUUUUGUAACUGAAGAUAUUCCUGGUGAAUAUGAAGAGAGACUGAUCAAAGUGCAGAAAGAACUGGAAGAUGGAGUGACUGAUUUAGAAAAAUUAGCUAUGGCUAGUGACCUUUUUGGAGAGGAAAUAUAAGUCCAACAAGUUAAUUGACCACACGCACACUAUUAUCGCUGUUUCAAGAGUUCUUAUACAUACAUGGUAUACCUGCACCUCUUCUCUGCUGCAUAGAAGUGCAGUUAAGUCCACUUAAAUAGAUUAAUGAAAAUAGAUUCUUCUAAAGCUCAAGCUAAAUACUGUAUAAUGGGUAGAGAUCUCUACCUUUUAAGUACUGUUUUGAGCUGGUUAAGAGUUAGGAUUGAAUUAAUUUAAGUCAGAUGGUUUGAAUUAUGUAUUUCCUGUAUAUAUUGCUUCUUUAAAAGAGAUUCCAGCUAUUUUCUCCUUAAAAGCUCAAUGAUACUGAAGGAUGCUAUGUACCUUAUGACCAGAACCUAUAGGAACUUGGUAUAUAUGCAUAGGAUAACUGUUUUAGUUAUAUUGAUUACACCGGAUAGAAGUGGUAGCUUCACAUCUUGGUUUGGAAUGAACAUUUCCUGAAUGACAAUAUGGCUGAAAUUGGAUGGGUUGUACUGCAAUAAAACUGAACACUCCUCAUGGCAAGACAUGUAAAAUGUGUAUCUACAGGUAUUUAUAAAUAGCACUUAGACUUACAUACCACUUCA
Molecule: messenger RNA, 1832 nt
Organism: Pseudonaja textilis
Lineage: Eukaryota; Metazoa; Chordata; Lepidosauria; Squamata; Elapidae
Source: RefSeq, a predicted model, not a curated record